Stylophora pistillata is the source of this 4075-nucleotide messenger RNA. Its product is annotated as regulator of nonsense transcripts 1. Gene Ontology annotation, molecular function: RNA binding; DNA binding; ATP binding. Gene Ontology annotation, biological process: nuclear-transcribed mRNA catabolic process, nonsense-mediated decay. NCBI's taxonomy places the organism in Eukaryota, Metazoa, Cnidaria, Anthozoa, Scleractinia, Pocilloporidae. Gene Ontology annotation, cellular component: cytoplasm. The record is from RefSeq and is a predicted model, not a curated record.
AUCUCAGCACAGCAGAUUAACAAGCUUGAAGAAUUGUGGAAGGAUAAUCCCGAAGCCAAGUUAGAAGAUUUGGAUAAACCAGGAGUUGACGAUGAACCACAACAAGUUCUUCUCAGGUAUGAGGAUGCUUACCAGUAUCAAAACAUCUUUGGCCCACUGGUUAAACUGGAAGCAGAUUAUGACAAGAAGCUGAAAGAGUCUCAGACUCAAGAUAACAUUGUUGUUCGCUGGGAUAUUGGUCUCAACAAGAAAAGGAUUGCAUACUUCUCCUUUCCCAAGACAAAUGACGAUAUGAGACUGAUGCCUGGAGAUGAACUCCGCCUGCGAUAUGUUGGGGAAUUACACAAACCUUGGCAGGGUGUUGGUCAUGUGAUCAAGGUGCCAAACAACUUUGGUGAAGAGGUGGGGAUUGAGUUGCGCAGCAAUCUGGGUGCACCAGUGGAAUGUACUCAUAACUUUGUUGUGGACUUUGUGUGGAAAUCAACUUCUUUUGACAGAAUGCAGACAGGAAUGAAGACCUUUGCUGUGGAUGAGACAUCUGUCAGUGGCUACAUCUAUCAUAAGCUGCUGGGACAUGAGGUUGAGGAACAGGUUGUCAAAUGUACACUGCCUAAGAGGUUUUCAGCCCAAGGUCUGCCAGAGCUGAACCAUUCACAGGUGUAUGCUGUUAAGACUGUCCUGCAAAGACCACUUAGUCUUAUGCAGGGACCUCCAGGUACUGGUAAAACAGUCACAUCAGCCAGUGUUGUCUAUCACCUAGCCAAGCAAAACAAUGGUCAAGUUCUUGUCUGUGCUCCAAGUAACAUUGCAGUGGACCAAUUGACAGAGAAGAUCCAUAAGACAGGACUCAAGGUUGUCAGACUGUGUGCCAAGAGUAGAGAGGCUAUUGACUCUCCUGUGGCAUUCCUUGCACUGCACAAUCAAGUGCGCAACAUGGACAGUGUUCCUGAACUCCAAAAGCUGCAGCAGCUCAAAGAUGAGCAGGGCGAACUGUCUGCCGCUGAUGAGAAGAGGUACCGUUCUCUGAAGAGAAACUGCGAACGUGAGCUUCUCCAGCAUGCAGAUGUAAUUUGUACCACUUGUGUUGGUGCUGGUGAUCCUCGUCUGUCCAAGUUUAGAUUCCGAACUGUGCUGAUCGACGAGUCAACCCAAGCUACUGAACCUGAGUGUAUGGUGCCAGUUGUACUUGGCUGCAAACAGCUGAUCCUUGUUGGUGAUCACUGUCAGCUUGGUCCUGUUGUGAUGUGCAAGAAAGCAGCUAAUGCUGGUCUGUCUCAGUCUUUGUUUGAACGUCUGGUGGUUCUUGGGAUCCGUCCUAUUCGACUACAAGUCCAGUAUCGUAUGCACCCUUCCCUGAGCGAGUUCCCAUCCAAUCUAUUCUAUGACGGAACUCUUCAGAAUGGAGUCACUGUUGCUGAACGCCAGCAGACUGGUAUUGACUUCCCCUGGCCUGUUCCUGAUAAGCCAAUGUUCUUUUAUGCCACCAUGGGUCAGGAGGAAAUCGCUUCCUCUGGAACAUCUUACCUCAACAGGACUGAAGCUGCAAAUGUCGAGAAGAUUGCCACUCGAUUCCUCCGUGCUGGAGUGAAACCAGAACAGAUUGGAGUGAUAACUCCGUAUGAGGGUCAAAGAGCUUAUAUUGUACAGUACAUGCAGUUCAGUGGCUCUCUUCAUGCUAAUCUUUACCUGGAAAUCGAGGUAGCCAGUGUCGAUGCAUUUCAGGGCAGAGAAAAGGACUACAUCAUCCUGUCCUGUGUUCGCUCCAACGAACACCAGGGAAUUGGUUUCUUGAAUGAUCCGAGACGUCUGAACGUGGCUCUGACCCGAGCAAAAUAUGGUAUCAUUGUUAUUGGCAACCCCAAGAUCUUGUCCAGGCAACCCUUGUGGAACCAUCUUUUGAACUACUACAAAGAAAACAAGGCUUUGAUGGAGGGACCCUUGAACAAUUUGAAGGAAAGCAUGAUCCAGUUUAGCAAGCCAAGGAAACUUGUUAACCGUACUAAUCCGGGCGGCCGUUUCAUGAGCAGCACCAUGUUCGACGCCCGUGAAGCGCUGAUCCGCGGUAGUGUGUAUGACCGUCAGAUACCUCAGGCACCUAUGGAUCCUGCAGCCUUCCACGACACAUACUUCCACACUCAUGACCGGCUCAGUUACAUCGGAGCCGAGCGAACCAUUCCACCUGCUGCUGCUGCAAGGAUCCCGGUACCCGUGGGAAUGUUUAUUCCUCCGGUACCUCCCCCUCAUCACUCCUACUUUGGGCAGCCUCUUGCCGGUCGAAUGCCUCAUGGCCGACCAGUUCAGCAGCCUCGGCAGCGAAAUCAGCGCAAUCACCAUCACCAACAACCAAUGGCGUAUGCUCCUCACAUGCCAGCCAGCCAGGCCAGUCAGGAUGCUUCCCAGCCUCUGUCCCAGGGCCCACUCACUCAGGGUGGCAUGUCCAUGAGUCAGCCCAUGGCCUCGCAGCCAUUGUCGCAGCCGGACCUGUCUCAAGAUAGUUACCUUGGAGACGACUUCAACCUGAAAUCCCAGGCUGACGCUGUGUUGUCACAGGAUUCUACCUACCAAGGAGAGAGAGGAGGCUACAUGAACUCCUUACCAGACUACUCCCAACCAAACUAUGCCUCCCAGUACUGAAGUACUAGCCUACCGGCUGUAGAGGGGGCACGUCGUCAUCUGGCAGCCGUCGUCAAGGCAACCAGCAGGUAACGCCUUGCGUAAGCCACACCCUUGAUUGUCCCCACACUGAGGGUGUGGUGUUGACCAAAUCCUUGAAGAAAAAGAAGAGGAGAGAGUGGAACGAGAAGAGAAGAGAAAAAUUUCACCCGCAUUUACAAACGGCGGGUCUCAACGUUUUUGACGCCGCGAACAGAAGAAAAUGGAAGAAGAUUUUUGAAACUUUGACUUUGGUUUUAGACGGUUCUUGACCUGACGAGCAAAGCUUCGCUAGUUUUAUAGAAGAAAAAAGACAUUGGCAGGUUUCCAUGAAACGACAAGAAAUAAACCAGUUUUGAUGUUAGCCUCGACGUGAUUGUCGACAGUUGGCCUCAAGACAGCAGGCAGCCUGGAUCUUUCACUUUGCCUGCGCUCUCUGUCAUAUACUAGACCCCACAACCAGCGCGCUUACAAUCCGCACUUCUUUUAUCACUGAUUUUCAUAAAAGCAAGACAAACCAGUUUCCAAAUGAUCGAUUACAAGACUGUGGUAAAGGUCAACAGAUUCCCCUGUCCAAUUUUUUGUUAUAGAUUUGUAUCGGAAAUCUCUAAACUCAAUGUGAAACUAAACAUUCAGAGCAAGAUAUCUGUCGCAAAGGUUGUGGAAGAAAUGUGGUGUCCGCUUUUUGUUUGAAGUGAGAGGUUUUGUAAACUUAAACCUCGAUUGCGAAGAAAGAUAAGUUGAAUGUUGCUCGGUUGAUAGGCCCAACCUUUCCAUUAAGACUUAUUGCAAAAGCUUUUCCUUAAAUGACUCUUUACUGUAGUUUUAGAGACUGAACUAUGAUGACGUUACAACUUCCAACUUCUUUUAGCAUCUAAAAUGUACGUUAAACACUCCAAGCUGCUGCAGGUUCAAGAGGACAUAACUGAGGACAAAAGAGGCCUGUUUUGGAUAGAAUGUUGCCCUUCAAUUUGCCUCUUGUCUCCAAAAGGGAACGAGUUUUUAAAUCUCAGGAAACGAUGGGCGCGCGUCCCUUAAGUUGUUUUUAAAGCAGGGUGUACGAAAGUGCAUCUGAUUUUGUGUUUUUUGUUGUUGUUUAUCUUUCGUAAGCUUUUGAAUCAUGUUAGAUUUAGCGGUGUGUCAAUCGAUCGUAAUUUCCUCAACCCAACUCAAUCAGUUUGUGGUUGCUGUCCUCCUAGGGCUAAGUAUGUGAUGCGUUAUUAUUGAUAUUAUUAUCACAAACCAUAUUGACAGGUGCCUUGAUUUAAAUUACAAAUUGUACUGCAAUCUCUAGUAAGUAAUCAAGAGAGAGUUGUGCAAUUUAGUUAGGUCGUGAAGUUAACUAUAGUGUUUUUGCACUCGUGAUGAAAGGAACAUUUUUAGUUUCAAAGUAAAGUUGAUGUGUUUAUUUUUUUGUGUGAAA